GUGAUGAAGUUCAGAUGCGCGCCGUUGUUCCGUACGCGCGUCACCGGCGCACAGAGGAGCUUCCCGACGCGAGGGGGAGGAUGGAGAGAUGUGUGGAUCACGACCAUGGGAGGUUUUGAAUGUGACAUUACACCUCCCUAAUUGACGCUCUUCUUACUUUGACAGGAUAUGUAUCCACCCUUUGUGUGAGCAGUAACACAGCUGCUCUGGAUUCAGAGAUCCGGCAUCGUCUUUCGCGUCCGUCUUCCAGUUGAAAAGCUUCCAGGGCUACGUAAAACCGUAAAUCCUCGGCUCGGUCCCUCGCGGUUAUGUUGUAGUUUACUCGCACGGAAGCUUUGUGUUUUUUUUCAUCCAGGAAAUGUUGGCAUGGCCGCCUCGGGAGCACAGAAGUGUCCGAAGAGUGAGAAGUUGGACGAGGCGCAGGCUCUGGCCAAGAGCUGCGCGGGGAGACCAGACUUCCUGCCUUGUGAUGGACUCUCCAUCUGCGCUACGCACAGCCACGGGAAGUGCUUCAAGCUGCACUGGUGCUGCCACUUGGGCUGGUGUCACUGCAAGUAUGUCUAUCAGCCCAUGACCAAUGUGUGCCAACUGCCUAGCACAGCUGUGCCUCCUGCUGGGACAGAGUACACUAACACCAUGGACCUGUCCCUCUCUCUGGCUGAGCGCUUCCUGAAGCUUGCCCCCUGCUUCCAGUCCCCGCCUCACUUGGAGUCGCCCAAGUACUGCGUCAUCGCAGAUUUGUUUGUGGAUGACUACAUCGUGAAACGCAUUAACGGAAAGAUGUGCUACGUGCAGCGCCCCCCGCCUCCCUUACCGGAGCCACCUCAUCCCCCUACACCUCCAACACCUGCUCUCUCUACGCCUCAGAUGCCCCAAAAUCCCACUCAGCCCCGGCAACCAGUGAAGCCAACACCGCCAACCCAGCACACACCUGCACCCGCACCUGUGCAGCCAGUCCAGCAGGUGCACACUGAACACAAACAUCCCUCCCCCGUGGAUAAGAUAAAAGGCCCUAAAAUGGAUCACUGCUCCUCUCCUUCCAGCUCCGAGGACUCUGGCAUCAACGCUCUAGGUCUGCACUACCUGGAGUCCUGCGAGGACGAGAGUGAGGAGGAGGAGGACGACGAGUUGAGCACAGAUGGGAACUCCAGCCCUGGCAGCCUCUGGGAUCAGGAUGACUGUUCUCUGCUCUCCCCCUCCAAGUCUAUGAUAGAAAUCAUUGAAAAGAUCGAAACAACUGUGUAACUGACACAAUAUCGACAUAGACGCCAGCUGUGAGGGAGCACGAUCUACAGAGCCGCAUCAUAUUACAUAGAAUAACACUGGAGGUUUUUAUUCUACAUGGACCAAGAGGACGCAAGCCCCUCUCUAACGCUUCAUCAGGCCUUGGCCGGGUUGUUUGAGAUUGAAUUUGUUUUCCUGCAGGCUCACACACAGCAUCUCCUCUGUCCACAUCCCCUGCAUGGACUGAAUUUCUAGAAAUUAUUAUGAUACAGGAGAAAUAGGAAGCACAGAAAUAUCAAGCACAUGCACAGUGGACCAAAUGGACCGAUUACCUGGUAAUUAUACAGUGACAAAUCUGUAAUACAUAAUGAAACUCUAAUAGUAGGUGCACGUCCAUCAAAGGAAAGACUUUUUUCUGAUACUUCCUUUAGGUAUAUAUUACUGGAGCUAAAUUAUGUAUGAGUAAAGGUGGUAUGAGUAGGUUGUGUUAAGAUAAUGAGCAGUUUAAUUGUUAGCCUUCUCCAGUUGACAAUCUGGCAGUCAGACUUAAACCUAAUUCAGCUUUUGAGAGUCAGAUAAACCUGCCAUUUUCUUGUUCUCUGGUCAGUGGCUCCACCCACACACAUUAAUAAUUCUGACACUUCAGCAUAUUAAGUACAAGGCCAACUACCUCUCAUGGGCCUUAAGCACAUCAGCCUUUUUACCCGUUAAUUACUCAACUCCAAGCUGCAGGGACACACCUGCUUUUAUCACAUUAAUAACACAGUUUGUCUGCACUUUACUGCCACCAACACGAGCGGUAGGCAGGUAGGUAGGUCAGUGUUUGACAAUCAAGAAUUACACAGAAGCACAUUCCUAUACUGUACCUGCCAGCGAGAACCAAUGAUACUCUUUUAGCUUCUAAAUAAAACAUUAACAAAUUGUUCUGACCAACUUUUCUGGUCAAGCUGCACUGAACUACAGUGCUGCUCAAGGUUUGUAUUGACCUCUAUUAGCAGCCAAGAAAUUGAAUAGCAUGGAAGUUUCCCUGGCAGAGUUACAGUGACAAAUGUAGGAGUCACGUCGUCACAGCAGAAACUAGUAUAACACCUAGUGAAGAAGGAAUAUAUCUAAUAUAUAUAUAUGCAUAUGCAUAUACAUAUAUACAUAUGCAUAUAAACUUAUAUAAUAAUAAAACUGCAUUGUUAUUUGCUUUUUGGCCUUGACGGUGAAAUGUCUUGUGAUGCCAGCUGAAAAGGGGGAGUGUGGGAAAGUUGUGCAGGAUAGGCUAGUCUAAUAUUUUACAGUUACUUUGUGCUUGGGGGGGCAGAAACAUGUCACUAAAAGCACCUAUAAAAGGAGAUUUAAGUAUGGAAUAGGAUGCUGAAUAGGUGUUGUGAUGUUGUAAUGGACAUGAUGUUAUAGGAAAUACACUCGAAUAUAAAAUUAGUGGGACAGCCCCUUAUUAGUCAGUUAGUAAAAUGAAGAUGGGCUGGGUCUUUUUUUUUUUAUGUUUAAAGAUUUCUUUUUUUUUCUCCUGGAGAGUUAUCUGCAAAAAUCACUAAAAUAUUCACAGAUAUGUAUUGCUACAAUGCUACACUAGAUGUUAAAAACAAAAAUUUUGCAUGACUGCAUUUAUUUGCAGAAGUCCCUCAUGUGUUGGAAACCAAUUGAACAAAUUUGUGAUUCAGAGUGUUCACAGAGCGGACAAAUCCUGUAACUGUUAUUCAAAUAAAAUGUUUUUUUAUUCAGGGACCGCCCUCGACAUUACACUGAACACAGUCCCUCUUAAUGCCGUUAGAACAUGUCUUUUUGUUCUUAUUAUUGUUAUAUUAUUUUCAUAUGAAUAAAUCUUAAUGAAACUCA
Larimichthys crocea (large yellow croaker) is the source of this 3069-nucleotide messenger RNA. Its product is annotated as UPF0524 protein C3orf70 homolog B. Bases 367 to 1245 code for a protein of 292 amino acids. The record is from RefSeq and is a predicted model, not a curated record. NCBI's taxonomy places the organism in Eukaryota, Metazoa, Chordata, Actinopteri, Sciaenidae. Gene Ontology annotation, biological process: nervous system development. The transcript is spliced from 2 exons.